AUGGGUGGUCAAGGUAAAAGUCAGGUUGCACUAGAAUAUUGUCGCCGAUCAAAGAACAAGCCCUACUCUGCCAUCAUCUGGAUCAAUGCUGAAAGUGAAGAAAGCGUCCGUGCAUCUUUUGCCGUCAUAUCGGAGCGGAUCAAAACGGUAAGCGAUGUUCUGCCAGAUACUGCCGCUCGAAUAGCGUUCGUGCUUCAUAGGCUUGGCAAAUGGGGGGAGCCGUGGCUGAUGGUGUUCGACAACUACGACGACCCGGUCAGCUUUUACAACGUCCGGGACUACAUGCCAGAAGGCCAACAUGGCCAUGUCCUCGUGACCAGCCGACACAUGGAUACAAAUGAGCUGGUUGAUGAUGACGAACACAACUUUAUAGAAUUGGUCGGCCUAGACAUUGUUGCGGCGUCGAAAUUAUUGCUUCAUCACAGCCGGAUCCAGGAUAGGGAUGAAAGUGAGGUCAAGAAGGCUCUGGAGAGACUUGGAUAUCAUGCGCUCGCCAUCACACAGGCUGCUAUUUAUAUCAAGAAGAGGCGUCUGAGUCUAUCUGAGUUUUGGAGUCACUUUGAACAACGAAAGCGUGUGAUUCUUGAAACCACACCGCAAUUGUCUCAGUAUCGUCGAAAGCUGGGUCAGAACGAGAAAGAGACGGCGCUGAGCGUGUUCACGACGUGGGAACUUUCUUUCCAGCAACUUGAAUCGCAGACGAGCCGCGGGGCUGUGGAAGCCACGCUUCUGACAUUAUUGGCAUUCUUUAAUCACAUUGAUAUCUCUGAAGCCUUCUUCAUGCUGCUUGAUCGGUGUCACCACUCCGGAAAGUCAGAUCAGUUGGCGUCGCUCUCCAAGGCUUUGUAUACCGCACAAGCUCAAUGGGACCAGCAUCGCUUUCAGGAUAUCCUGAUCACGUUGCACGGCUUGUCUCUCAUCCAAUCUUGGGAAAAGGACAGCAAUCUACUUUGCUGUAUUUCCUUGCAUCCUCUCGUUCAAGAUUGGAUUCGUCUGCGAGCUGGUCACGGAAAUGACUACGAAGAAAGCGUGCUCAUUGUUGCGAAGCUUGUCAAAGAGGCGAUCGCUCGUUGUUGGCAUGAUGUGCAUUUUGUAAUGCCAUUGAAUGACAGACAGACCUAUCUAUUACAUGUUCGGGCUCAAGAAGGGAAUCUUCGAGAGUGGCUGGACACAGAAUCUUGCCAAUCAAUUGACGACCAAGCACUACUUGAGUACGUAAACUGUCAAGAUUGGUUUGGCUUCUUCUUAUUGACGUCUGGCAUCUUUGCUCUUGCAGAAAGAAUCCAGCUUUGGGUGAUAGAGACGAGAAAGAGGGUACAGGGGCAGGAACAUCCGGACACGCUGAUAAGCAUGAAUAACCUAGCGUCAACGUACUUAGAUCAAGGACAGUGGAAGGAGGCGGAGGAGCUAGGGAUGCAGACGAUGGAGAUGAGAAAGAGGGUGCUAGGGCAGGAACAUCCGCAUACGCUGAUAAGUAUGAAUAACCUGGUGUCAACGUACAUGAAUCAAGGACGGUGGAAGGAGGCGGAAGAGCUGGGGAUGCAGACGAUGGAGACAAGAAAGAGGGUGCUAGGGCAGGAACAUCCAGAUAUGUUGAGAAGCAUGAAUAUUCUAGCGUUAAUGUACAUGAAUCAAGGAUGGUGGAAGGAGGCAGAGGAGCUAGGGAUGCAGACGAUAGAGAUAAGAAAGAGGGUGUUAGGGCAGGAACAUCCGGAUACGCUGACAAGCAUAAAUAACCUGGUGGUUAACUGCUUACAUCAAGGACAGUGGAAGAAGGCAGAGGAGCUAGGGAUGCAGACGAUAGAGAUAAGAAAGAGGGUGUUAGGGCAGGAACAUCCGGAUACGCUGACAAGCAUAAAUAACCUGGUGGUUAACUGCUUACAUCAAGGACAGUGGAAGAAGGCAGAGGAGCUAGGGAUGCAGACGAUAGAGACGAGAAAGAGGGUGCUAGGGCAGGAACAUCCGGAUACGUUGACAAGCAUGAAUAUUCUGGCGUCAACGUACAUGAAUCAAGGACGGUGGAAGGAGGCGGAGGAGCUGGGGAUGCAGACGAUGGAGACGAGAAAGAGGUUGCUAGGGCAGGAACACCCGGAUACGCUGAUAAGCAUGCAUAACCUCGCACGGAUAUGGAAACACCAAGGCCAUAGUAGUAAGGCCCUAGUGCUGAUGGCUGAAGUUGUCCAAUUGUCAAAAAAUGUAAAGGGCGAGAAUCAUCCCGAGACAGAAACCUCAGCUAAGAUGUUGGAAGAGUGGCAGGCGCAGAAAUAA
This is a messenger RNA of Endocarpon pusillum Z07020, 2268 nucleotides long. RefSeq lists its product as uncharacterized. The record is from RefSeq and is a predicted model, not a curated record. The coding region runs from base 1 to 2268 and encodes 755 amino acids. Gene Ontology annotation, molecular function: protein binding. The transcript has a single exon. Gene Ontology annotation, cellular component: kinesin complex. NCBI's taxonomy places the organism in Eukaryota, Fungi, Ascomycota, Eurotiomycetes, Verrucariales, Verrucariaceae.